AUGUCGUGGCGGCUCAAGGGCUCCCGCCCGGCGUUGCCGGGCGGCGGGCGCGGGCAGCUGUUCGUGUGCAACCACCGGACGCUGAUCGACCCGGUGUACGUGUCGGUGGCGCUGGACCGGCAGGUGCGCGCCGUGUCCUACAGCCUGAGCCGGCUGUCGGAGCUCAUCUCGCCCAUCGGCCGCACCGUGCGCCUCACGCGGGACCGGGACAGCGACGGCGCCGUCAUGGCGCGCCUCCUCGACCGCGGCAACCUCGUGGUCGUCUGCCCCGAGGGCACCACCUGCCGGGAGCCAUACCUGCUCCGGUUCAGCCCGCUGUUAGCCGAGCUCAGCGACGAUGUCGUCCCCGUCGGCAUCGCCGUCGAGACGUCCAUGUUCUACGCCACCACCGCCGGCGGGCUCAAGUGCUUCGACCCGCUCUACUACAUGGUGAACCCCAGGAUGUGCUCGCCGGCAACGACGGCAUCGUCCGAUCAACCAGCGACAAGUCGGCAUCGGCGGCCCCUCCGGGUGCCGCCACCGCCGCCGACACGGGGAGGAAGAACAAGAGUACAUAGAAGAACAACUGAUAAGUCAAACUUAUCGUUGAUUGAUUAG
Molecule: messenger RNA, 597 nt
Organism: Miscanthus lutarioriparius
Lineage: Eukaryota; Viridiplantae; Streptophyta; Magnoliopsida; Poales; Poaceae
Source: the annotation of a GenBank genome assembly